CGAAAUGCAUCCCCUCAUCACCCUCGAAGAGCACUUCGUCUCCCCCAACGUCAGCGCCGCCAGCGCCGAAGCCCGCGCCCACUACGCCAACUUCCCACCUCACAUCCUUUCCAAACUCGAGUGUCUGGGGUCCGAACGAAUCGCAGACCUCGACAAGGGCAAUGUAUCGCUGCAAGUAAUCUCGCACGGCCCAGGGAACCUAUCCGCGCCCAUCUGCACCGCCGCCAACAACGACCUCGCCGCCGCCAUCGCCCAGCACCCGGCGCGCCUCGCCGGGUUCGCCAUGCUCCCGAUGAGCGAGCCCCCCGCGGCGGCGCUCGAACUGGAGCGCUGCGUGCGCGAUCUCGGAUUCCUCGGCGCCCUGGUCGACAAUCACCUCGACGGACAAUUCUACGACGACGAGCGCUUCUGGCCCGUCUUCGCAAAAGCCCACCUCCUCGACGUCCCGAUCUACAUCCACCCGACCUUCGCGUCCUCCGCCAUGCUGGACCAUUACAAGGGCAACUACGACGACUCCGUGGCACUGGCACUAAGCGCCUACGGCUGGUCCUGGCACGCCGAGACAGCCCUCCAUAUCCUGCGGCUGUAUGCGAGCGGGCUCUUCGACCGAUUGCCCGGCCUCAAGGUCAUCAUUGGACACAUGGGCGAGUUGUUGCCAUUUCAGCUGGAUCGAGUGUGUGCGGUCGCCGAGCGGUGGGGGUUACGGCGGAGUCUGAGGGAGGUCUGGAGGAGUAACAUCUGGGUGACCACGAGUGGGAUGUUUUCGCUGCCGGCGCUGCGUUGUUUGUUGGAUGUUAUGCCCGUCGAGCAAGUCUUGUAUAGUGUUGAUUAUCCGUUUUCGGGCAAUGAGAGGGGGUUGGAGUUUUUGGAGCAGAUACGACGGAGUGGGUUGAUUGGGGGGGAGGAGAUGGAGUUGUUUGCGUAUCGGAAUGCAGAGAGGUUGUUGGGGGUGAGGGUGAGGCAUGAGGAUGGGAGGUGAAAGAUCUGAUCAAGUGAUGAUGCUAGUGAUGUAUUUUCAGCGUUUCUCAUAGUCAACCUUUUUUCUUCCUUUCUCUUGUUUCAGCUGUUCACGG
Molecule: messenger RNA, 1073 nt
Organism: Aspergillus steynii IBT 23096
Lineage: Eukaryota; Fungi; Ascomycota; Eurotiomycetes; Eurotiales; Aspergillaceae
Product: amidohydrolase family protein
Exons: 1
Coding region: 5-979 (324 amino acids)
Biological process (GO): secondary metabolic process
Cellular component (GO): cytosol; cytoplasm
Molecular function (GO): carboxy-lyase activity; hydrolase activity
Source: RefSeq, a predicted model, not a curated record